GGAGUCGUAGGAGCAGAAAAGGGGCAGUACACACCCUCGCUGCCACACACUGCCAGACCCAACGGAGUACAGGUGGUUCUGGACAAAAAAAGGAACAUGCAAACUGAUUAGAUAAUUGGCACUGACUCGCAAUCCUUUCAUCGUUUUUUCUUUUUUUUAAUCUGCAGAUUAAGUGGUUUUCUUCUGUUAAGGGUGGAGCUGUUGGACUCAUGAGAAACCCUUCCAAGAGAAAUAAGGACUUUCCUUCUCAAAACAGGUUUUUUUGUGAAAAAGCAGAGGGAAGAAACUGAUUAUCCCGCUCUCAGAGCCCGUAUCUGGCUUUAAUGUAUGAGAAUAAACACAGGAGACGAGAAUAAAGCAAGCCUAAUUCAAAACUUUUGAACACUGAACACAAACCAGGCUCCGAAAUGACCUUUCCGAAGUGAAAUGUUAUUCCUCACAUGCACCUAGCAGCAGGAAACCGCCAUAUACACAGUUCCCCUUCGCGUCACUGUAGAGUUAUGAUCCCUGCGAUAAAGGGCAGUUCCUUUUCUCCGAAAGAAAAGUAAUCUGCGGGCUGGAGAUUGGGAUGCGGACAAAAAAGCAUGUUUUGGUGACCAAAAUAGAAAAGGAGGAAGAGAAACAUCUGGGAAAGAAAAAAAGGGUAUUGGAGAAAUGCAAAUAGGGAAGAUUGGACUGUUUCUCAGCGCUCUUUGCCAGAUUUUUUACAGAGCACCACAAACUUGUGCAAUUUUGGUGGCAGUUGUCCAUGGGAACUCAUCCAAGGCACAUCGGAGCUGACCCUCCUGGGAGGUCCUGUUAGACAGAGCAAAAUACUUCAUGAAGACCAGAGCAAGAGCACACUUCUUCCGUCAACUUUGGACUCACUAAAGGAACACGCUUGGAAGGAUUAUUGCUGUGAGGAGAGCCAUGACCGGAAGCAGUGACCUGGAAAACUGAGCGACUACGUUUCCCUAAUCUGUUUUGUGCGCUCUCUCCAAACAAAUUCUGCCAUUAAGGAGUAAAACUUCCGGCUUCCGACCGGGGCUGACGUUUUCAUCUUAUCGGGAGAGAAGUUGGAGCUGAUGGAAACAGAUAUGGAGAAGGGACACAUGUCCGUCAGGAGAGGAGUGAGCUGGAGUCCAGGGGAGUUGAGGAAACCUCUCCAGCUAACCGAAGACAUGCACACCCCCGGGACAGACUGCGACGCAUCAUGGGAGAAGACAGGAUUCAACAAAGAACACAUGAGCCGGAAAACAAAUCUGACCAGAAGUGCCAGUUUAUCCGAGAAGGAGCUUAAAGAAGCUCGUGUCAGGAGUCAGAUCAUUGCUGCUCAGCUCACCAUACCUUCUAACUCCAGCUCCAGGGGCGUGCAGCUGUUCAACCGGCGCAAGCAGAGAGUCAACGCCUUCACACUUAAAAGCUCUGGAGAGGGGUCAGAGGAGGACAAAGCUGAGAAUGUGAAAACGGACUCCAACAAGCUAACAUGGGCAGAGAGGAGCAGUAAGGAAAAGGAUAGAGACCUGAACUUGAAGAACAGAGCAACCAAGUCAGUCUUCUCACCAUCUGGAAGGGUGCACUCAGUGGGUGACAUCAUGGAUGAACCCGGUGAGGAUUUCCACAAAAAAGACGACAUGGAAGACAGCAUUAUUCAGGAGAGACAUUUUCUUCCUGUUAAGGAGGAGCAGGAGGAAGAAGAAGAAGAAGAGGCAAGAGAUGAAAUCCAUGAGGGGCUAGAGGGCAACGUCAAGCAUGAGAUUCCCCCUGGAAGUAAUAACACUGAUCCAAUCGUGACGGGACGUGAAGCAGAAGCAGGGAUAAAUGGGGGCCACACGGGGCCAGUCCCUGCUGGAAAGCUUCAUAAUGGCUGUCACAGCGCCUCUGGGCCUGAGAGAGUGUCUUCACCCACAUCCAGUCAGGCAAGAACCAUCAUCAACAGAACUGCCAGGCCCUUUUUCUCACCACCCACAGUGAACCCUCCAGUGGCACUCAGCCCUGUUAUGGAUGUUCCCCCUCCUCCUUCCUACUCCACUCCUCCUCUCCCUGUUUGUAAUGCACCCCAACCUGUAGUGUUCUCACCUCCACCUCCGCCUCCAUCAUAUCCCACACCUCCUCUCCCAGCGUUCACAAACCAGCCUCCACAGACUUGCCACUCCAGUCCUCCCCCCAUGUCUCCUGUCAUGUCGAUGUCGUCUCCGCCGCCAUCCAAUUUUCCUGUUGCUCAGUACCCACCAAUGCCCAAUUAUGGUCCCCCCACGGCCCCGAAACCCACCGCAUUUGUUCCACAGCCCACCACAUUUGUUCCUCAACCUACACGAGAGGGAAAGCUGAUAGCACCAGUCAAAACAGGAAUACUUGAGGAGAGCGCUGCCAAGAGGGCAAAUAAAAAAUCAAUGUUCACAUUCAAAGAGAAGCCAGUGGUAGCUCCAAACCCUGAGCUGCUCUCUCUGGUGCAGGGGGUGGACGAAAGGAAGAAACAUGGACACAGAUCUGUUCCUGAACCAGCACCUGAAGAAGAGUUGAUGGCCCUUGGUGCAGAGGCUUCCAACUUCCUUGCCAAGGAAGCGGACAAGGCAGAUGGAGCUAAAGCACCAGAGUGGGCCUCUUGUCUCAAGAGCUCAAGAACCCAACCGAGGGCCGAACACAGGCCAGAGCAGACACUUACUAAUGUAUCUGGAAAAGGUGCUGAGCUGUUUGCCAAGCGCCAAUCGAGGAUGGAAAAAUAUGUCGUUGAGAAUCAGAAUGCAGGGCAAAUUCGGUCUCCGUCUCCCACAAUGUCUCUGCCACCGUCUUGGGUUUAUCCAUCAAACAUGCCCGGUAGGGUUAAGGCCAUUGCCAAAAACUCUGACAUGAGCGCUCAGCUCUCACAAAAUCUAAAGGCCCAACAAGCUGUCAAGCAAAAACCAAGGCCUAAAGUUGCGGCUCCAGAGCCGGCCCCAGAGCCUUCACCUUUAGAGAACGGCUGCUCCAAGAUAGAGAUGGAUCUCUCGAGGCAUCGGCCCUACCAGCUUAACUCUUCUCUGUUCAUCUUCAACCCAGUCAAGGACCCAGUUAGUACUCUACCCAGAAGAGCACCACAGGCCAGCAAUCUGAUCACCACACAAACUUUCUCCAGACAGACUUCCUUACCGAACAACCCUCCCUCCCCCUUCACCACCCAAUGCAUGUCUCCUCAACUUCCUCUCAGUCCCACAGGAGGACCUGAGUAUCCACCAAAUCCAGCUUUAGGGAGCCAAAGAAUCAGUUCUCCUAUGUCAGCCUUCUCUCCAGAGCGAGUAUCGUCUCCUCGGUCGGGAGCACAGGCCCCAAGGCCCACCUUUUCUGCCAAGAAGGCAGGGAUUGCACCACAGACAUCAAAAGAGUCCUCAACUAAUGAAAUUCCUUGUGAGACACCCACACCAACGAGAACGACCAGCCUCACCAGACGUUUCAGCACUCCAGAGGGCCCGACCACUGGAACCUGGACCUCCAGCCGCCAAACAAACAACCCUUCCCCCACCAUCUCCAGCUCCAUCCGCUCAGUCACUUCCCCUGUGUCGUCUCCCAGUAGUACAAGAUGCCAAUCGCCUAUGGCCAGUCAGAAUAUCAAAUUUUCCACCGUUUCCUCCACUUCCACACUUAGACCCUCCCAAACAUCUACAGCCACCUCUUCAUGCUCUCCUUGGGGUUCGAGAUCUCAGUCCCCAAUGGUCAGCCAGCCCUCCACCACAUCCUCCAUUUCUGCUUUCAGGCCUUCCCAAACUUCUGCCACUCCUCCCUGGGGUGCGAGGUGCCAGUCUCCAGGGGCAAACCAGAAUAACAAGUCUCCCUUUGCUGUUUCAUUUUCUUCACCCAGACCUCCCCAAACAACAGCCACUUCCCCACGCUCUCCACCUUGGGGAUCAAGAUGCCAAUCCCCGGUGGUGAGUCAGAGUACCCCGGCUUCCACCAUUUCCCCUGGUCCUACAUCGAGACAAUCUCAAACAUCUACUGCCACUUUUCCACACUCUUCUUGGGGAUCACGAUGUCAGUCACCAUUGGUGACCAACAUUUCCCAGUCUUCAGGUGUCUCCAUCUCUGCCACCAGACCCUCCCAAACAUCUUCAGCCACAUCUCCUGUCUCGCCUUCUUGGGGGUCACGCUCUCAGUCGCCUUCGUCCUUUCAGACCAGCUUGUCCUUACCUGCCACUAAGCCCCUGUACACAUUGUCUGCCACCUCCUCACCUGUUCUCCAACCCAGAGACAGUCGCUGCAUGUCCCCCAUUGUUAAUACCCAAGACUCUAAAGCAAACCAUCGCCUACUGGCAAAGAAUAUCAUCAAUGCAGCCAAACGUAAAAACAGCCCCUCCCCUGGUGCACUGAGUGGCCACAGCCUCCCUAUCUCACCUCUGGGAAACUCCCACCAUGGUUACGACUGUCACAAACCACCAAUGAGUCCCUUCCAGUCGCGGGCACUGGGUGCACAGUCCCCGACCUUCACCAGUCCUCCUCCCACUCCCACUCAGAGAAUCUGCUCACCUGUGAGGCUCUACAACACGCGUUCACUAACCGACUCUGAUGCUUCCGUUGAGUCUGAAGAUUCAGGCCUCCGGUCGCCCGGCCUGCACUCCUACAACACUUGUCCCCGCGGUUGGGGUGGUAGCCUGAGGGUGAAGAGAAGCACCGUCUCCUCAGACCUGUGAGGGUGUUACUGGAUGAUAAGUGAAGCAAAUUUUUGUGGCAUUGGAUCAACCAGUAAAAGACUAAUACCAAAUAUGUUACCUUUCUGUAACCAUCAUUGCUGAUCCUAGACAGUGGUAAAUGUUGUAGCAAGGUAGUUUUAGUACUUUAUAUGACUCAACAUUCAUAGUACGGGAUGGACUGACAAGAACAAGCUUUUUACAUAAUGCAUUUGCUGUGGCUUGUACGCUUCUUACAUUCCAAAAACACUCAAAUAAACCAAAGAUAUCUGAAAUCACUUUUAAAAAAUAUUGUAUUUUCACACCCUCAUAUUAAAUAUACAUGCACAAUCACCACUACACUUAAACAGUAUUCAAUGGAAAAUAGGUUUGACAUGUUAUUAAUGAAUUAUUAUUGUUGGUUUCACGCAGGUUUAAAGACAGCUAAGAGUUUUAAGGCGUAGAAGGGACACAUGUAGUAAUGUUUAAAUACACAGCUCCAUGGACUAUACAAUGUUUUGAUUGUGGCAUUCUCAUAGUUUUUUGUAUUAGUAAUUGCUAAAAUGUACCCACACAGGGAACUGACAAUGAAUAGUGAUUUAUCCAGUAUUGGGCGAAAUGAGUUUCAAUCAUCUUGCUUCGCCAGCGAUACAGUGGUAGGUGGGACACACGCUGUUCACGUUAUCACACAUGGAGAAGGCAUUCACCGCAGUUUAUUAUCCGUUGUAACCAAAUAUAAAGUAAAUCAUACGCAUAAUUAUCGCAGUGCAAUAACCAGUUUAACACAGUGUAUAUAUGCUGCUCUAAUUUGCUAAAACGAAUGUAAGCUUAACAAACAGACUGACAAAGAAAGACAGGAAAAAGAGUGUUGAACAUGAAGAGUGAAUAUGGGGACGUGAGAAGGGGCACUGAUAACGGAGCUGAUCAUGUAAACACUGUUUCCGUGUUUCAAGAGAAAGAUUUCAAAGAUUGUUGUCGUUUUUGCUAACCAUGAACAGUCCUGAGUAAUAGACUACAAUGUACUGUAUUGUGCGAAUGGCCUGUUUAGAUGAGGUUGAGAAGAAGGUGCAAGAUGUUGUUGUUAAAUUUCCACUCGGGGGAGAAAACAGAGGGUCAGAUGAAUGUUGUAUGUUGAAAAGUGUGGAUAGACGAUAGGAGGAAUUAAUGAUAUGUAUUUCAAAUGCAUAUAAAACUUUGUAUGUACAUUCACUUUAACUUCUAAAGUUUCUUUUUAUACUUGAUUUGCACUCCUGAUCAUUCCAGUCUGGUGACUAAGUUGGGAUUGUUUCAAACUUGAUUUCACAAUUACAGCAAAUGUACUGUAAAAAUUGAACCGCGAUGGUGGAGAUCAGCUGGAUCUGUGACGGCUGCCAGAACUAGCUUUCUGUCUCAAGUUCCCACCUUGCUCAGUCCUGCACCUGCACAACAGAUCAUUCCUCUAUUCCCUGGCACGCAAGCCAAAAGCAUCAGCACAUUUCUAAAUAUUUACUCUGUCUUCUGAGUGACAGGGACUCCUGCUACAUGGUGACCUGCCUCCUUCAGCAGGACUAAGCCUAUCGCUGUCCUGGUUUGGUUUCAACGUCUGAACACACUGCAGAUGUUUGCAGGUUUUUUUGGUUCUGUGACUGCAUGCCUGCAUUGUAUUCAUAUAACUCAUGUUGCAUUUCAUACCUGUAUGAUUUCUGAAUAAAAACAAUGAUGGCACACCAA
Mugil cephalus (flathead mullet) is the source of this 6326-nucleotide messenger RNA. RefSeq names its product flocculation protein FLO11. The record is from RefSeq and is a predicted model, not a curated record. Gene Ontology annotation, biological process: positive regulation of actin filament bundle assembly. The coding region runs from base 1065 to 4640 and encodes 1191 amino acids. The transcript has 4 exons. NCBI's taxonomy places the organism in Eukaryota, Metazoa, Chordata, Actinopteri, Mugiliformes, Mugilidae. Gene Ontology annotation, cellular component: Z disc; actin cytoskeleton; nucleus. Gene Ontology annotation, molecular function: actin binding.